Molecule: messenger RNA, 1186 nt
Organism: Bubalus bubalis (water buffalo)
Lineage: Eukaryota; Metazoa; Chordata; Mammalia; Artiodactyla; Bovidae
Gene: DYDC1
Product: DPY30 domain containing 1
Exons: 9
Coding region: 510-1037 (175 amino acids)
Cellular component (GO): Set1C/COMPASS complex
Source: RefSeq, a predicted model, not a curated record
CCUGCUUAACCAUUGGUUGUUGCUGUAGUGGGCUCCACCCACAAGCAGCCACCUGUCAGCUACCGUUUCUCAGGAACACAGCCGAGGAUCUGUUGGUGGAGUAGUGAUCUGUGGAGUGGUGGUCCUCAGGUGCAGAGUGCGGUGAGGAAGUAUUUUCCAAACUGAAGGAGAUUGAGGGUGCCAUCACAUGCAAAAGUCAUGGAGACGGGAACAUGCAAGACAUGAGCAGCAGGAUGGCAAGAUCUUCUGUGUAGUUAAAGCCCAGGAGCCAGAAUUGAUAUCUGGAAGUGAGCCUGGAAAGAAAAGUGGAGCCAAAGCACGAGGAACUUCAUAUGCUAUUCUUGGAAGGGUCCUUCAGGAUUUGGAAACUAUUCUAGUUGUGGCAACUUUUGUGGAGUCAUUUUGGAAACUGCUAGAAGCAUCCUGGAGCCAGCUUGCUUGUGCCCUGAUGUGCUGAUGGCAGGUGCCCAUGGCUGGUGACAGAAGAAGUUUUUAUUUAGCAAUUAGAAAUGGAGUCAGCAUAUCUUCAAAAGUUUCUUGGGACAUGUCUAACUGAAGGUCUUGCAGAAGUGGCAAGGAUGCGUCCAGUGGAUCCAAUAGAAUAUUUAGCACUGUGGAUUUAUAAGUAUAAGAAAAAUGUGACCAUGGAGAAACAGAGACAAGAGGAAAUGGCCCAAUUGGAGCAUGAAAGAGAAGUAGCUUUGAUGGAGCAGGAGAUGAUGGAGAGACUUAAAGCAGAGGAGCUUCUCUUCCAGCAGCAACAGCUGGAAUUCCAGCUGGAGUUGGAAGAGCAAGAAAAGGAGAGACAGAGAAUAGAAGAACUGCAGAGAGCUCAAGAACAAUCUGAGAAGGAGUUGAGAAUGAGCAUGGAAAAUAUGGCUAAGGAAGAUAUUUUACAUGGAGAGGAUGGAGCCGACUCAGGCAAAACACUGGCUGAAAUUAGUGAUCGAUAUGGGGCCCCAAACUUGAGCAGAGUGGAAGAACUCGACGAACCAAUGCUCUCUGACGUUGCAUUAAACAUUGAUCAAGAUUUGUAGACUCAACCAAAGAACAAUACAUUUUUCUUCUUGUUUCAAGUUUCAAAAUAGGAGGUCUCCGGUUGUAUUUUUUUCCCUCCAAACUUGUACUCUGCUUUUCCUCCCUCUAACCACAGCUUUAUAAAUGAGUUUCAAGUGUGGCCUUAAAA